AUGCCUGGGCCCGGCAACCAACGAUCGAAGAAAUCUAAAAGCAAAGCUAAACCGUCAACAGCUCCAGCCAGCCCCACUCCCGAUGCCUACCUCGGUGACAUUGAUAACGCUGUAGGAUGGAAUAUUAUUGUAAAUAUUCUAUGUGAAGGCUUUGAGCUGCCUGAUUUAACGACACGUAGCGGUCUGAAGAAAGUUCACGCAAAUUUUGACAGUAUAUAUCGACCUAUUGACAAAGUAUACGUUAAGCAUGAGAGCAACGACAAGAUUACAGGGGGGUCAUUGGGAUCUACGGCAAGUUCCUUUCUGAAGCGACUUUUACCCUUGCUGCAUAUACAAGAUACACGGCACGUCGCUCUGCGCGCUCUUUCCUUGGUCACAUAUCACGGAGGAGAGGAAAUCAGGUUCGAAAUUACUCGCCACUCCAACGAACUCGCAAAAUCUCUUUCUGAAUUUCCCGAUGAUGCUGCAGGCUCGGAGCUCAUUGUUUCGGUACUCGCUCAUUCUAUUCCUACCGUCGUCAUGUUUGACACCAUUUCACCCAAACCCGACAUCUUUCGCUCUCUUGAUAUGAACACCGUUAUCAAGAAGGUUACGGAAAGCAUGAAGAGACCUAAUGCCUCAACAUAUCUUAUCAACCAUGCCUCCGAGUUCUUAAGCCUAUCAACCCUCAACUGCUGCGCUGCCUUCAAACACAUUCCUUCUGCCAUGACCUUCCUAAUUGUCGGCCUCAGGAGCGCUGAUUGGGCAUUCCGAUGUUCUUGCCUGGGCGGCGUUAUCCGAUUUCAUCGACACGAAUCCGAAGAGGAUACCCGAGCGAUGAACCCCAUGAAGUUCAUGGCAUCCAUUACCACCCAUGAUUUUCAAGCCGCAAUGAUGAAAUGCGCUCAGGAUCACGACUUGUACCUGCUUGGACUGUCUAUCGUACCCAUCAUCAUUCGCACGGAAUAUUCGAUUGCGGAGGGAAUGUUCCAAAGCGAAAAUCCUGUUACCGGCCAACGGGAGACCGUGGACGCAGGAUUGCCUUUCAAGAUGUGGGGGGACUGUCUUCCACAUUGUACCAAGGCCAUCCGAGCAAAGGGAAACCCAUCUGAAGCUGAUAUUGCGGAUAUCCUUGAUGUCAAGUAUUUUAUCAAGAUGGCACAUCUCCCGGCGGCCGUAAAUCUAGCUCGGGAAUCCCUCAAGCGCAACUCUCACUGCGCUUACUUUUAUUACGCCAUCAUACUCGUUGCAGACCCUGUUCGAGGUCUUCGGGCUGCUAAGAAGGGGCUUGAGUGUAAACAGAUCACCCCUUUUAUUCGCUUUCAGUUGUUCCAGCGUGCAGUCUCGCAUGCAGCAGAACUGGGACUGCAGAAACUUCAGGAGGCAAGUAGGUUUGACGAGGUGCCUUGGCGUGAGGGCGUUGCGUUCUUAAUGAGUGCGCUUGAGGACUCCAAGACGUAUGUCGGGCAGGUGCCUCCUGAUAAUCGCCACAUGAAGUCUGUUCUGUACUGGAAUAUCCUUUUGACAACGCGAAAGCAGCUCGAGAUCGCAGAUGAGAUCAGCACCUUUAUUGGAUCUCCUCCCCCAAAGGCGAACGAAUGUUUGGCACAAGAAACUGUCUUGAAAUUAUACACCAACGCUGCUCAAGAGUGGGAGAGCACCAUAUCGAAUAACGACACUGAAUGGGAAGAUAUUGUCACAUCGGAGGGAGUAGAUGAUGACCUUCAUGCGUGGUUGGAGGAGCUGCAUCUCGAUAACCCCGCGAUAAAGGCGAACCCAUCAUGUCUGCACCCGAAAAUUACUUCGAAUCAUGUCGCACUAUACCGGUGCUCGUGGUGUGGUACUCCAAGCGCAGUUCUUAGAAAAUGUUCUAGAUGUGGACAAACGAGAUACUGCGACACUGGAUGUCAAAAAUCCCACUGGACGGAUCAUAAACGACAAUGCGCUCAACCUUCAGAUAUCGAUUAG
Molecule: messenger RNA, 1947 nt
Organism: Guyanagaster necrorhizus
Lineage: Eukaryota; Fungi; Basidiomycota; Agaricomycetes; Agaricales; Physalacriaceae
Exons: 6
Coding region: 1-1947 (648 amino acids)
Source: RefSeq, a predicted model, not a curated record